AUGACUGAGAUCGGGGCCCUGUCAGGCCAGGUGCUGCCCAAACAUGGGGUGACCAAGAUUGGGGCCCCGUUGCGCCAGGUGUGGCACAACAGCUCCUGGCAUAACGGUCCCUGCCCUCGAUUGCUGUGUGGCUGUGCAGAAUCCAGCACGGUGGGAUUCUGGUUUGAUGCCUGUGGCCCACGUCCACAAAGGGGCCCUGCCCGACCGGAGGAGGAGCUUGGCAAGGAGCAGAGAGAAGGUCCCUUGAAAGGCACCAGUGGACGACGGGUGAGUGUCCCCACAGGGCUGAGCGAGAGGAAGAUACUGCUGCUGACGCAGGUCGUGUUGCUCUCAGCGCUCUGUGCCAUGGCGCUCGGCUGCCCCUCCAUCAUCUCCCGCUCCCAGUGGGGGGCCCGGGCCCCAAGAAACAGGGUCCAUCUGAAAACCCCUGUGCCAUACGUCAUCAUCCACGACACAGCAGGGGACCACUGCACCUCACCAGCCUUCUGCCGCCGGCAGGUUAAGGGCAUCCAAUACCACAUGGACGACAGAGGCUGGUCUGAUAUCGGCUACAACUUUCUGAUCAGCGAGGAUGGCAGAGUCCACGAGGGCAGAGGCUGGAGCACCAUGGGGGCCCAUGCCAAGAACUGGAACCAUAAGUCACUGGGAUUCAGUUUCCUGGGCACCUUCUCCAGCAGAGUCCCCAACGCUGCCGCCCUGAACGCCGCCCAGAGCCUGAUCCAAUGCGCCAUCAACAGGGGCUCCCUAAGCAGCAGCUACACCCUGAAGGGGCAUCGCAACGUGAACCCGACCGAAUGCCCCAGGAACACCCUUUACAGGGUCAUCCGCCGGUGGGCCAGGUUCAAAGCCUGAGUCCCUGCAGCCUCGUGGCAGCCCCUGCGCCCAUUGCUGACCCCACCCAUGGCUUCUGCCUGCUCGAGCAGCACCUCUGCCCCCCAGGAGGGGGCAGCCUCGUGCGUCUCACCCACCAGCCUGGGAAGGACCCAUUGGGUGGUUCGCAGAGUCCCGCAAAGGGGUUUUUAAUUCAAGUGCAAUUUGCCUCUAACCCAGCGCCCCGCGGCUUAGCGCUUGCUUUGCUUGGGAGCUUCUGAGCAGUGAGAAUAAACCAGCUUCUAGCACAUGAAAAGUUAAAGCGCCGUGGAUCAUUUCAUCUCCUGUUAAACCAUAACCACCCACCACCGCUGGGCUGGGCUGGGCGAGCUCAGAGGGUGAGAUUAUGAUCUGUCAGAUUAGCAAUAAGACAUCCCUUUGUGCUAGGAGCUGUACACACAGAGCAUGAAACAGACAGUCCCUGCCCUAAAGAGCUCAUGGUCUAACUCGA
Chelonoidis abingdonii (Abingdon island giant tortoise) is the source of this 1321-nucleotide messenger RNA. The record is from RefSeq and is a predicted model, not a curated record. Lineage: Eukaryota; Metazoa; Chordata; Testudines; Testudinidae.